Molecule: messenger RNA, 3043 nt
Organism: Stegostoma tigrinum
Lineage: Eukaryota; Metazoa; Chordata; Chondrichthyes; Orectolobiformes; Stegostomatidae
Gene: cep68
Product: centrosomal protein 68
Exons: 7
Coding region: 666-2627 (653 amino acids)
Source: RefSeq, a predicted model, not a curated record
GAUCCACAGCACAGUGAGCGGAUCCUGGGGGUGGAUCACUGUCCCGGAAACAGGGUUGAUGUUGGGGGUGGUGUCGGAUCGAUGUGAGACGCUGUCGCUGUGGACCUGUAGCGAGCGCCUUGCCCCCGGGAAGUGGGACUGAGUUCGGGAAGCUGGGGCCGCUAGCGGAUCGUUCUCCCUCCGAGCCCCGUGCCUGUACCGAACCUAACCGUGUCACCGAGCGGGCGCGGAAAUGAUGAUUGAACGUUGUAAUGAAAAUGCCAGCAGUCAUAAAAGUUGCUGGUAUAGACCUUAAUGGGCUUGAAGAUUCGACUCCUUCCUUACAUUUCAGCUGGGAGCAAGUCUAAGAGUCUUGAUCCAUGGGAUUAUACUGAGCUGCCAGCAGAUCGGUCUAAAGUUCCUCACACAGCCUCUUGGUUACUGUUUUUUAAUUACUUCCUUUUGUCUCCACUAACUGUGAACACUGCCAAAACCCAUCAGUGUUUGAAUGAAGGAUCGUUGGGUCAAAUGCAGAAGAAAAAUGUCCAAGUCGUUUAUUUACUCUAUCAGCUGGAAAAUCGCAUUAGGAAAAUUCAUAGCAGACUGAAGAUUGGUCAACCGCAAGCAGGUGUCUAGUCAACUCAGGAGGCCUACUUUAACAGCCAGCUCUAAAACAGGGAGCUGAUAUGCAGGAUCAGAGUAAAAGAUAUUCCCACCUCUAUUCCGGAUAUAUGAGAGGGACCCCAUCAGAAAGACAGGACGACAGCGGGAUGUUCUCUCUCCUGUCCGAAUCCUUACAUUCCCUGUAUCCUACAUACCAGCCAAAAUCCUCGUCACUUUCUCUGUCUCGAGUGUAUGAACCUGGUGGUAGAUCCGACCCGUUGAUGACAAGAUCUGUUGCUGGUAUACCCAGAUCGCUCAAGAGCCUCGAGGUUGAGAAACCACUCAACGGGAGGUGCCUGUCCACUCCGAGGUAUAGUACCUGCCUCGAUACGUCUGCUUUCUCUCAGUGUAUACCUCAAAGGAAAGCUACGUUAAGCUCACACAAUGUCAAUGUGGGCCGAUAUACACCAUUGGGCCAAACCGCGACUGACAGUGUUGGCCUGUCCGUCUCCAGCUUUAAGGCACUCCGCGACAAGGAGGUCACACCUUGUUUCUCCGAAUUCUGGGCCAUGAGGCAAGCGGAUUCCAACAGGCCGUUUCGAGACCGCACCUCCCCCGAUUGGGACCCUGAUGAGGAAUACCAGGCUCUGCUGGAUUUUACAUAUCCCUUAAGACCAGGGCACAUCAGCUCCAGGGACAACUUUGAUGAUGAUGAUGAUGAUGAUAUGACCUCUGACUCCUAUCUAAAGGAUUCUGGGAUCAUGGAUGACAGCCUGAUACCCUCCCUGUCAAAUACAACUAUUACAAACACCUCGUUGUCACUGCCUGCUUACCAGUCUAACACCAGCAGUGCUGCUAACAUCACCUGGGGCCAUUCUAGCUACAGAGAGGAUCACGCAGUGACACCUUACUGUUCCUCCAGCCCACCCCACCUGCACAGCCAACCAUCCUAUUGGCUGUCCGAACAACCUCCUAAGGCUGGCAUCAUUCCAAACACCUCAGUGGAUAGCCCUGCGAGGAAUAAAACUGAGGGCCUCAUUAACCAGGCAGUCCUGUCUGAGCAAACCAUGGCCUCUUCAGUCAUUGAUUCGAGUUUUCUGUCAGGCAGCUCAAAUGAGGAAUCUUCCAAGCCUUUGCUGUCGGGGAAAGAUCCUGGAGGCUUUAUAUUAACCACGCAGGUGCUGACUUUAAACAAAGAAUGGGAGAGUGAGGAGGAAUUUCUCACUCUCCCUUACAAGCUGAAUGAACUGGAAGCCUUGGCCCAACAACUGGAGAAGCUCUCUGUUCAUUGGGAGAGCAAGUCUGCCAAAGUAGCCAGUGGGAUGAGAGAGGGCACAGACCCUAAAAGUGGCAGUGCCAAGUGUAACCUCACUGAGCAGGACAGCAGCACCGAGGCUGCUCAGUCUAGCUGCCAACUGGGAGUUAGUCCCAGAAAGAAGCCCAAGAGUCCACAGUAUGAAGAUAUAAUUGCCGACUUAAAAAGGGCCAAUGACUUUAUUAGGAAGUUGGGCACAUGGUCUGGUUCUCAACUGCUAUUCAACCAGCCUUUGGAACAAGCAGCUGAGAACAAUGUGAGCCUGUUGGCUCACAUUCAGAGCUUUAGCUCUAAACUUGAAGAAAUGGUCCAGUGGUUGUAUGAUGUAGCAGAGACCACAGAUAACUGGAUCCCACCACAGCCUACAAUGGACAGUAUCAAGGCUUCCUUGGAUAAGUGUAUGGCUUUCAGGAAUGAUAUAAAGGAACACCAAGAGCUGACGGCAAGUGUGUUAAAUUCUGGAGAACACCUGCUCCAGUCAAUGAGCAGCACCACACCAGUUCUCAAGGAGACACUUGAGUUGAUCUCAAGACAAUCCAAGCAGCUGAAUGGACAUGCUGCCCACCUGUACUUCUCGGUUCUUGCUGCUAUGAAUAAGGUGAAAGAUGAUUUAGAGACGAAGCAACAGGAAUUUGAAUCUGCUGGCGUGGAAGGGCAAUCAGUGUUGAUGCCAAGUGGCUUGGAGGAACAUGAUGCAGCAAACCACGUGAACAUGGAUCAUCCAGUUUAAAAGGCUGAGGAGUGGGAGGGUGAUGCUUCUUUUAAUUCGAGUCUGGGAAGAACUUGCUCUGUCAAAUUAUUGGCUUAAUUUUACACUUUUCUAAAAACUAACGAUCAAUGAGUGCGUACACCUCCUGUUAUUACACUUCAAAACUCUAUUUUAUGGUACUCGGUUACUUUAUUGCCACAGCUUGAAUUAAAUUUUCAAUUUGGUCAAAUUCAAGUCAUUAAAUAACACUUGAUGGCCUCAGAGGCAAAGGGAAGAAAAUCCAUAACUGCAUCAAAUAUUCUGAAUUGCAGAUAGAUCUGUCACACAAACCUGUUAAGGUGCAACCCAUACUGGGGUUUACAGGACUUGUAGACAGUCAAGACCUCCUCCUAUUCAGUCCCUCCUAGUGAGAUGUAGAGUGUUAUCAGCUCCCACAC